CUCGAAGACAUUAAACCUCCAAACACGAACCUCUUGGACGAAGUACAAGGGACAAGAAAAGAAUCCAGCGCACGAUGACUGCACCCGAGCAUGAGACCUACCCCAUCGGCAGCCGCAAAGAAUGCGAGCGCCUGGUGCGAGAUUGGGGGUUUAACCAUGUCUUCACCUGGUCAGAUGGGAGCAAUGCGCACUACCCGCCUCAUUCGCACGCUGGGUUGACGACACAUCUGAUCCGCCAAGGGAGUCUGACCAUCACGUAUCCCGAGGAUAAUGCUGCGAUCCAUGCUGGAGAGGUCAAGAAGGAGACGUGCGGCGUAGGCGCGAGGUUGGAUGUGCCGGCGGGGAAAGUACAUGAGGUGUGGAUUGGACCAGAGGGAUGUGAGUACGUUAUUGGAGAAUGAAAAGUGAAAAGCCACGUUCUACCGUACCUAUCGAUCGUCUUUUGCAACUGCGACGACCUGCCACCGACCGUCGGGAGUCACACCGUGAUUUCUUUCACCGCUACUU
This is a messenger RNA of Aspergillus japonicus CBS 114.51, 507 nucleotides long. RefSeq lists its product as uncharacterized. The transcript is spliced from 2 exons. NCBI's taxonomy places the organism in Eukaryota, Fungi, Ascomycota, Eurotiomycetes, Eurotiales, Aspergillaceae. The record is from RefSeq and is a predicted model, not a curated record. Bases 75 to 401 code for a protein of 108 amino acids.